Messenger RNA from Carassius auratus (goldfish), 3955 nucleotides. It is a transcript of the gene enox1, whose product is annotated as ecto-NOX disulfide-thiol exchanger 1. The record is from RefSeq and is a predicted model, not a curated record. Gene Ontology annotation, cellular component: plasma membrane; external side of plasma membrane. Gene Ontology annotation, molecular function: RNA binding; NADH dehydrogenase activity; protein disulfide isomerase activity. Gene Ontology annotation, biological process: ultradian rhythm. The coding region runs from base 343 to 2208 and encodes 621 amino acids. Lineage: Eukaryota; Metazoa; Chordata; Actinopteri; Cypriniformes; Cyprinidae. The transcript is spliced from 15 exons.
AAAACACACAUCGCUUUUGCACAUGAACUGUGGUCGCUCACUGGAGGCAGCUCGCUGUGGACUCGUGCACGCUGAUCCGUGUCGCGCGCUCAGUCUCUCAGCGCGUGGAAGCAGCAGCAGCACUGAAGAGCGACGACGGGCAGCAUUUCGCCAUUCAGCUUGGUUCACGUUUCUUUCGCAGGAUUAUUACGCCGAAUCGCACCGAGGCUUGAUCGAGAGCGGUUUCUCUGAAUGCUGUGAUGAGUUCCUGAGAGCUUCGUUCUCCCCGGCUGGGUGUCUUGAGAGAGCAAGGGCUCUGUUGACAGCAGUGGCACCAAGAGAAGCAAACACUGACGACGGGCCAUGGCUAGCGCAGCAGACGGCAUCGGCAGUUUGGGAACCGAACAGAGCCACAUCACUGUUCCCGUGGCCGAUCCCGGCGCCUGGGCCACUGCCAUGAACAACCUGGGCAUUGUGCCGAUGGGCUUAGCCGGGCAGCAGCUGGUCUCAGACUCCAUCUGUAUACAGGGUUUUGACCCCAACCUUGGCAUCAUCACCCCAAUCAAUCCCAUGAUGGCUGGCAUCAGUCUGGUCCCGCCCCAUCCUGUGGCAGCAGAACUUCCUGUUAUUAAGGAAAUCAUCCACUGCAAGAGCUGCACACUUUUCCCGCAGAAUCCCAAUCUUCCUCCUCCCUCCACGAGAGAGAGACCUCCAGGGUGCAAGACAGUGUUUGUUGGUGGCCUUCCGGAGAAUGCAACAGAAGAGAUCAUCAAAGAAGUGUUUGACCAGUGUGGAGAGAUUGUUGCCAUCCGCAAGAGCAAGAAAAACUUCUGCCACAUUCGUUUUAGUGAGGAGUUCAUGGUGGACAAGGCCCUCUACCUCUCUGGCUAUCGGAUGCGCAUUGGCUCCAGCACUGAUAAAAAGGAUUCAGGCCGAAUACAUGUAGAUUUUGCUCAGGCGAGAGAUGACUUGUAUGAGUGGGAGUGCAAACAAAGAUUGCUGGCACGAGAGGAGCGGCACCGACGGAAAAUCCAGGAGGACCGUCUGAGACCUCCAUCACCUCCUCCCAUAAUGCACUACUCUGAACACGAGGCAGCUCUUUUGGCUGAGAAACUGAAAGAAGACAACAAAUUCAGUGAGGCAUCGGCAGUGCUGUUCACAUGGAUCGACAGAGGCGAGGUGAACCGACGCUCAGCGAACCAUUUCUACUCCAUGAUCCAGUCAGCGAACAGCCACGUGCGGCGCCUAAUGAACGAGAAAGCUCAGCACGAGGAGGAGAUGGAGCUAGCCAAAGAACACUUCAAGAAUUCCCUGCUUGCCAUCCUCACACAAUUUGAGCAGAUUACGGCUGUGUUCACCGCUGCCACCAGGCAAAAGGCAUGGGACCAUUUCUCAAAAGCGCAGCGCAAGAACAUAGACAUUUGGCGAAAGCAGUGCGAGGAGCUGAGAAAUGCUCACAGUGAAGAGAUCAUGGGAAUACGAAGAGAAGAGGAAAUGGAGAUGUCAGAUGAAGACCUGGAAGAAAACCCCUGCAAAAAGAUGAGAAUGGAGGACACGGUGCUGUCUGCGCAGACGUGUGCUCUGCGGGAGGAAAACGACAGUCUGCGCUGGCAGCUGGAUGCUUACAGGAACGAGGUGGAGCUGCUGAAGAAGGAGCAGGGCAAGAUGUACCGAACCGAGGAGGAUCACACGCAGGAACAACAGCUGCACUUCCUGCAGCAGACCAUGCAGAACAUGCAGCAGCAACUGCUUCGGCUCCAGGAAGAGCUGAAAGGGAAGGAGCUGGAGCUGGAGCAGGCCAGAGAUGAGCAGCACUACCUAGAGGGAGAGGUCCUCAGCCUCAGGGAAAAGCUGUUGAAUGCCAUGGAAUCAGUAGACUUGUCAAACCACAACUCUGAAGGCCAUGAAAAGGGAGUCAAUGGCACUGCGGCACUCUACCACCAUCGAGAGAAGAAUAACGACGCGGUCAUUUGGGGUCCUUUGAGAUCAGAGAAAGAGGCUCUCUUGCUCGGAAUCAUAUCAACCUUCCUCCACGUCCACCCAUUUGGAGCCAACAUUGAAUAUCUGUGGUCUUACAUCCAGAGACUUGAUACAAAGAUCUCGGCCAGUGAACUUGAAAGACUAAUGGUCCGGUUGCCCAACAUGUUCAAGCAGGAGUUCAGUGGCGUUGGAGCGACACUGGAGAAACGCUGGAAGUUCUGCGGAUUUGAGGCUCUUAAAACGGUGUGACUUGCAGAGCACCAUGCACAUACACUGAGGCUUCUGGACCUCUGGAGGACUGAUCCAGAGUCAGCGACAAGAGCCAGAGCCUCACAGACACAAACAACAGGCUCUACACCCCAUACCGCCUCAGAUCCGAUGGCUGCCGCUCUCCAGAGGAAGUGAGACUCUACGUGCGGCGCCACAUCUGAUGUAUUUACUUGGAAAAGCUCUUUCCAGACUUCUGUACCGAUUGCGUAACUUAUCUGUCAGUGGCGUCGUCCCUGAAGGCUGGGAGAUAUCCAGGAAUAUCGCGCCUCUCGGUUAAAAAUACGGAAUACUGAAUAUGGGACACAGAUGUGUGAUAGCGGCCCUCUGCGCCCAUCAAAGCCAGACUGUGUGUGAAGACGAUUUCUGCUCUGAAAAAUGAUUUAAUUCAAGGCCAAAGUGCUGGAGCUGAUAGACAACAGAUGCACAGCUGAAGCUCUUUGGACAGUUUGCUGUGUUUCAGGCCUUGCUUGUUGUGUAGAUGAUGUAUGUAACUAUGUAACAUGCUCUUUGUGUCUUGAUGCACUGUUGUUAAAGUUCUGCUUAUAUAAAUUAUGAUUUUUAAAAAAAUCAAUUAAAAACUUUUUAUCCAAAAUCGGAUGUAGUUAGUCGGUGCUAAAUUUACUACAAUAUUAAAAAUAAAGGUUCCAAAAGGAGGUUUUGGGUUGACCAGAGAACAUUUCAGUAAACAAUUCUUAUAAGAACUUAUUUUAAAUAUCUUAAAAAAAAACAUUUUCCAUCAUAAAUUACCUUUUGUGGAAUGGGAUGGUAAAGCUUCUUUAUUGGAACAAAGAUGCCAAUAAAGAACCUUUAUUUUUAAGUGUUAAUAGCGAAAUUGAAAACAAAACAUUUUGUUGUUGUUUUGGAAGAAUUUUGUUGUAGUUUUGGACUACCAAAAUUCCAUAAAUGUCAUUCCAGUUCAACAACCUAUGGGAGUGCCCAAUUUGAUUCAAAUUCACCCUUGUGAAUUGAAAGGCAACCAGUUUGUAAAUUCUGGAUUUUGCCCAACCCCGUUCCCGUCUGUGUCUCUAGAUCUGUCAAAGCUGCCUCGUAGUGUUGUUUCUGUCAUGUUUUUUUGAUUCAUGUCUGGGAUAAACAACUGAAUGUGGAGCAGAACUUCCUUAAUCACCCAGAAUAUAACAAGCUGUUAAUAAUGAAUGAGAGGGGAGGAGAAUGCUGCUCUGUGUGUGUUUAAUGUGAUCUAUUUGCUAUUUACAUCAGCCACUGAGAUGCUGUUAGCAACAUAGUAGUGCAUUUGAGACCGCCUGAGCCAUUUGCAUUGUUGCUUGUACCAUCACUGCCAUUAUUUGAGAGUGUUACAGGAAGGAUUAAUGAUCAUGGUUCCCUUUAAGACUCAUAGGGCAGCUGCACUUUUAAAGGCCCCAUUUUGCUGCAAAUGCAAUGUUAAAGAGUGAAAAAAAUCAAUUAUGACUUUAUUAAAUAAAAAAGAACUGGAACCCCUCUACCAGAGCUAGAAUCUCCAAUGUGUGCCUUUGCUGGCAGCCGUCAUACUCCAAAUGUCUUAAUAUUCUGUCAGAAAUUCUGGGCUGCACCCAUGUGUAAACAUUGCAAUGGCAUUUUUAGCAUGACUGACAAAAUGUUAAAGAAAAGCUUUGGCAAAAACAAAGCAGUUGUCAGAUGGAUUAUGAAAAUCAAUUGACCAGUGUUUUUAAAAUGCAAUUAAAAAUGUUCAACGUCAAAAAAGUAGCAAUAUAAUUUAAAAAAAGCC